Ziziphus jujuba (common jujube) is the source of this 836-nucleotide messenger RNA. RefSeq lists its product as uncharacterized. The transcript has 3 exons. NCBI's taxonomy places the organism in Eukaryota, Viridiplantae, Streptophyta, Magnoliopsida, Rosales, Rhamnaceae. The coding region runs from base 149 to 721 and encodes 190 amino acids. The record is from RefSeq and is a predicted model, not a curated record.
UGGAAAGCAAUCGAGGACCCCAUCAUCCCCGGCUGGGAUGGGAUGGACCACAUGCAUGCUGAAGGGAUAAGGAAAAUCACAUCCCGUAGAUAGAAAAGAAAAUGGAUUGAGAGCUGAUCGAUAAGGAAGAAUUCAAAGCACAAUAAGAAUGUUAAAUAUUAUUCAUCACGGGGCACUUUGUAAUAGAAGCACCUCAAUAGCAACAGGAACAGGAAUAGGUCUGGGAAAUGGAGGAGGAGCAGUAGUAGUUAAGACUAAGAGCGGCAAGAGAAGCAGCGCCUGCAGCAAAGCUAGCCAUAGGGUUGGGCUUGGGCUUGUGCUUGCUGGUACAAGUGCUAGUGCGGCUGGGAUUGUGGUUGCAGUGGCAGUGUUAGCUUCGUGUUUUUCAUGUUCAACAUUUACAGCAGCAGUAUUGGCACUGGACACUGCCACAGAGACCGAGUCCACAGAUACACUAUCCAAUGUUCCCCAGACACUUUCUGGGGAUGAUUGCAAGAAGCCGUUAAGAAUCCAACGUCCCAAAUCAAAAAAAGCAGAGUCUUGCACCAUCAAGUGCCUCACUACUUGUAUCCGAGGUGGACAAGGCUCCCCUGGUGAAGGCCCUUUUAACGUUAGGAGGCCUCUUGUUGUUUUCAAACAAGGGUUUCGAAGCCGUCGAUACUGUCUUGUGGAAUGCUCAGAUAUCUGUAAUUUAAUUGGAGAUGGUGAAGAUGGACCUUAAAGCACUAAAUUAUUAUAUUUGUAUUGGGCGAUUUUGGCAUCUUCCAUAUCUUGUUUAUUUAUUUACUCAUUUAGUAAAUUAUAUAUAUGUGCAUAUAUGGAAUUUUCUUUUUUUC